Molecule: messenger RNA, 927 nt
Organism: Arabis nemorensis
Lineage: Eukaryota; Viridiplantae; Streptophyta; Magnoliopsida; Brassicales; Brassicaceae
Source: the annotation of a GenBank genome assembly
AUGAUGGUUGAAGCUAUCGGACAAUUUGGUCCAGGAGUUACACCCCCUACUCAAUACCAACUUCGGGGGCGUUUACUAAAGGAAGAGGUUGAGAGGAUUGAUGGUUUGCUAAAACCACGUGGAGAAGAGUGGAAGAAGCAUGGGUGCACCGUUAUGACGGAUGCUUGGACAGAUCGUAAGAGAAGAAGUAUCAUGAAUUUGUGCAUCAAUUCUAAAGGAGGUACUAUGUUCCACUCUUCUAAAGAUUGUUCCAAUGAGGCUCAUACAGGUGAAUAUAUUUUUGAGUAUGUCAAAGGAUGCAUUGAAGAUAUUGGGGAGGAGAAUGUUGUUCAAGUGGUAACAGAUAAUGCUACUAACAAUAUGGCUGCAUCAAAAAUGUUGAAACAGAUCAAGCCUAGUAUAUUUUGGACAUCUUGUGCUACUCACUCCAUCAAUUUAAUGCUUGAAAGCAUUUCAAGACUCCCAAAGUUUAAAGAGACAAUCCAAGCAGCGAAAAAAAUCACAAUCUUCAUUUAUGCUCAUCACAAGACGUUAGCGUUGAUGAGAUCAUUCACAGAAAAGAGAGACAUCGUAAGGCCAGGAGUUACUAGAUUUGCAUCAUCAUUUCUUACUUUGCAAAGUCUCUUGGAGAAAAGAGAUAAGUUAACAUCCAUGUUUUCUAGCAGUGAGUGGAGAAAAUGCAUAUGGUCGAAACAUUCAAAAGGAAUAUUGGCAUUUAACACGGUGAUGAGUGUUAAAUUUUGGAAUGGGGUGAUGAUGUGUUUGAAUGUUUUUGGACCAUUAGUUAAGGUGCUUCGACUUGUUGAUGGAGAUAAGAAACCCACAAUGGGUUUUUUUGCAUGGAGAGUUGAUAGAAGCAAAGAUAGAGAUAAGUGUCGGAUUGAAACAUGUGGAGAAAAAUGUUGCACCGAUAUUGAAGAUCAUUGA